Pangasianodon hypophthalmus (striped catfish) is the source of this 819-nucleotide messenger RNA. It is a transcript of the gene serp2, whose product is annotated as stress-associated endoplasmic reticulum protein family member 2. The transcript is spliced from 3 exons. Gene Ontology annotation, biological process: endoplasmic reticulum unfolded protein response. The record is from RefSeq and is a predicted model, not a curated record. Gene Ontology annotation, cellular component: endoplasmic reticulum. The coding region runs from base 264 to 461 and encodes 65 amino acids. NCBI's taxonomy places the organism in Eukaryota, Metazoa, Chordata, Actinopteri, Siluriformes, Pangasiidae.
UAUCCGAAGCCUACGCUAGUAGCUCUAUGUUAUGGAGGAAGCUAUAGCUAAUAACCAGGAGCUCCAUGCAAGAAAAGAAGGAGCGCAUCAGCAGCGUCUCUCCUUCAGCCGUUAUUUUGAUGGAGGCGCCCUUCACUCCGUUAUAUCCAGGCUUUAAGAGAGAGCAGGUGCAGGGAAAAGAGGUUAAGCAUCACCACGGAUAAUUAGCAACACAAUCUGAUUUUCUAGGAGCAGAGGCGUUUAUUUUUCCGUGUGACAAGAAGAUGGUCGCCAAACAGAGGAUCCGGAUGGCCAACGAGAAGCACAGCAAAAACAUCACGCAGAGGGGCAACGUGGCGAAGACCCUGCGACCACAAGAAGAGAAAUAUCCAGUGGGACCAUGGCUUUUGGCACUCUUUGUAUUUGUUGUUUGUGGAUCAGCCAUCUUUCAAAUCAUUCAGAGCAUCCGAAUGGGAAUAUGAGUCCUGCGCGUCCUCUACACAUCCAUGAGAUCUGCGCCCAUUAGGCACAGUAGUAGGGAAAACCGGAGGCUGCAAUUCUAAUUGUCAGCUGUAUGCUAAGGAGCCGAGUCCUGUGCACAGUAUAUGACAUUGCCAUUCACUUGUUUACAAUGUACCUGGAUGAUGGGAACAAGUGCUUUUCUACUGAACCAUUGUGGCUGGCUUUGCCCCCUCAUGUCUGAUCAUGGAUCAUAUUUGUGCAAUAGAACAUAUGCUUUUGUAACCAUUAAUGUUGUGCCACAUUUUGUUUGUAUAUGUUGUUUGUUCUACUGAUGUCCUGUAAGACGGUUUUGAAAAUAAAUUCUACACAUUUGGGAAA